Pocillopora meandrina is the source of this 454-nucleotide messenger RNA. The record is from the annotation of a GenBank genome assembly. NCBI's taxonomy places the organism in Eukaryota, Metazoa, Cnidaria, Anthozoa, Scleractinia, Pocilloporidae.
AUGACCCUAAUGAUGACCAGUGAGUCAAAAAAGUAUUUUAACUGCCACAUUCACACAAAAAAUCAGAAGAAAAGGGCAGUCUGCUUCUCACCUGAAAAGAAAAGUCAAAUGACUAGACUUCAAGAGCAGAAAUUCCCAGUAAAGAUAUCCAAAUUCAAGAUAAACUGGAAUUCACUGACAAGACAUUGUCAUCAACCAGGAUACCAAUAUCUUGCACACAACACUAAGUGACAAGAAUGCUUUUGUUCCUGUAACUGUUCCAACAGACUCCAUCAUGUCCCUGGACUCCCUGACAAAUGCUGUCCCAGAACAGCCUAUCACAAUAAUGGUCAAAUUGUUCAACCUAUCCCAACCCAAGAAGAUCAUAACUCGCAACAAAACAGAACUUACCAAACAGGAUGGAACACCUAUGGACCCAACAGGACAAAUCAACAUUGUUCUUUGGCAGGACUAA